Molecule: messenger RNA, 2848 nt
Organism: Uranotaenia lowii
Lineage: Eukaryota; Metazoa; Arthropoda; Insecta; Diptera; Culicidae
Gene: lovit
Product: proton-associated sugar transporter A
Exons: 4
Coding region: 659-2698 (679 amino acids)
Cellular component (GO): membrane
Molecular function (GO): sucrose:proton symporter activity
Source: RefSeq, a predicted model, not a curated record
ACUUUCAUUCCAACUUGUACUCUUGACCGGAUCGGGUCGCACAAUUCAGAUUUCCACACGACGUCGUCGUUUGUCCGGAGUGAUUUUUUUUUUUUUCAAAAUUAAAGGAAGAGGAACAAUCAAACGAUCUAAGGAGGAUUUCAAACGAUCUCGGGAAGUGAAGACUACUUUGAUCGGUGUAGUUUGAAAAGUUUGAGCAUUUGGGGGUGUUCUUUGAGAAAAUUUCUAAAAGGCUGCCAUGACUGGGAAAAAAGGCAUACCUCUCGGAAAAAACCGUUAAUUAAAUUAGUGUUUCAAUGGAAGCAAACAAUAGUUCUUGGGGAAGAAUUCAUUGAAAGUUUAUGACCUAGAUUGUCGAGAAGUUUUUCAGCUCCUGAAAAUGACUCAUAACAGCUCUUCUUAGCGCCGGCCAGAGCUUUGAUAACACGCUACCGAGAUUAAUCUCGGAAGCAGGGGGGCUGUCCCAAGCAAUUAUCGUUACGAUUACAGGUCGUUGUGUGUCAUUGGAUUAUCUAACUUCUGUGUGUCCUGGUGCAUUUAUGGAUGCGGAUGCGUAAAGUAAAAACGUCACAACAACACCAUGGGGGACGUCUAGUCUAGGAAGGCAGCAGACACAGUGUUUCGAAAUUUCAGAAUUUCAAAUUUUCCGGUAAACAAUAUGGAAAAGUUGCACGGUUAUCAGGGUUGGACCGGUCGAUUACACGAGUUCAAGGAUAGCGUCCGGGAGAAGCACGCCGCCUGGAAGGAACAGCGGGCGGCGGCGGCGGCAUCGGCGUCUGCUUCCGGUACUGCGGAAGGUGGCGCCCCCACCGGUGGCAUAGCCCAGUACAUCCGGAACAGUCUUCAGGGUGCCAACCGGAGGCAAGACGAUGGUGGCGGAGCUGGAGCUCCAUGGAAUGAAGAAAAUGUGGACUUUUCGCACAUAUAUCGGAAAAAAUCCCGCAUGGAGCUGGUCCGGGUGUCGGCCGCCGUCAUGGGUAUCGAGUUCUCGUACGCCGCCGAAACGGCCUUCGUCUCACCGACGCUGCUCAAGAUUGGCGUCCAGCAUCAGCAUAUGACCCUGGUAUGGUGCCUGUCGCCUCUGGUAGGGUUUUUCUUAACACCGGUGCUAGGAUCGCUCUCGGAUCGCUGCCGCAGCAAUUACGGACGAAGGAGACCCUUUAUCCUGAUGCUAUCUUUGGGUGUUCUAUUGGGUUUACUGCUGGUCCCGAAUGGGGAAGACUUUGGCUACGCCAUGGGUGAUCCCAACCCUUAUGUGAACAGUACUGUGCUGUUUCCGGUACAGCCGCAGCCUGUUUUGCCGCACAGAUCGACUGCUCAAGAGGCUGAAUCGGUUUUGGUGCAGGAUUCUUCUACAAGUGUGGGGGAAAGGCCGAGUCAUCCGUGGGGGAUAUUUUUCACAAUUCUGGGUACGGUGCUGCUGGAUUUCGACGCCGAUGCAUGUCAGAGUCCUUCGCGGGCUUAUUUGAUUGAUGUGACCAUACCGGAGGACCAUGCUAGGGGUCUGUCAACUUUCACGAUCAUGGCCGGGUUGGGAGGUUUCAUGGGUUACUCGUUGGGUGGAAUCAACUGGGAUGAUACCUUCAUCGGGCAAGCAUUCGGAGGACACGUCAGAGCGGUGUUCUCUUUGAUAACGAUAAUUUUUGUGAUCUGUGUCAUGUUCACUAUCACAAGUUUCAACGAGAUUCCUUUGUGGAUUUUGGAACAAGAAAUGGAGCGACAAGAGCCGCCGAUUGUGAAGAAGGUAACGACGAGAGCGCUGUCGGAACAGGACUCACUCGAUAAGAUUGAAACGUCAUCGUACGGUGCUUUGGAGGAGGACAUUAUUCACAAUCAACAAAACCAGCAACGGCGAUUCACUAUGCCAGCGUCGAUGGCCGGAGGGACCAAACGUGAAUACGACGAGCUACCUGGAAAGAAUUGUGCAGAGACUUCAUUCAACAGCGGGGAACCCAUCCCUAUUCCUGAAACUGGAGGCUGUAGUUCAAAACAUGAUCACGUGACACUGUCUAUGUAUUUGAAGUCAAUCGUUAUAAUGCCACAUUCUUUGCGAAUGGUCUGUUUGACCAAUCUGUUCUGCUGGAUGGCUCACGUCUGCUAUUCGCUCUACUUCACCGACUUUGUCGGCGAAGCAGUAUUCAAUGGUAACCCCAAGGCUCUGGACGGCACAGACGAGUACAUACGAUACGAGGAAGGCGUCCGUUUUGGGUGCUGGGGUAUGGCCAUGUAUUCGCUGUCAUGUGCGUGCUACUCGCUGAUCAUCGAACAACUCAUCCGGCGGUUUCGAGCCAAAAAGGUCUACGUCGGCGGUCUGCUAUUCUACUGUUGUGGAAUGUCCCUGAUGGCCCUGACCAAGCAUAAAGUAGGAGUAAUUGUAUUCAGCUGGGCAGCUGGAGUGAUGUAUUCGACGCUGUUCACCAUGCCCUACCUACUGGUUGCGCAUUAUCAUUCUGAGGGAAUUUUCGAGCAGCUAAGCGAGGAGGACGCCAAGCAGGGUAAAUCGCCGGUGGUGCGAGGUCUUGGAACCGAUGUCGCAAUCGUCAGCAGCAUGGUGUUUUUGGCUCAGUUCAUCCUGUCGAUCUGCAUGGGAUCGCUCGUGUCCUGGAGUGGCACAACGACGGCCGUCGUCACCGUGGCGGCGUUUCUAAGCUUUUGUGGUGCGAUUGCGGCCACCCAGGUGGUUUACCUUGAUCUUUAAAAACGAUAAAAGGGAUAUGAUAUUGAUCACUCAUUAAGAAAACGCUCGUAACAAUAACUUAGAAUGCUAAUUUCAAACUGUAUUCGUUAAGUGCUGCAAUAAAUAUUCUCUACAAUGCUAUAUGUGUACAACAAUAUCAAAUCACACAAA